GUGAAGGAGAGAGGGAGAAAUCUUUUAGAGCCAGGGUGUGAGGGGUUGUGUUGAACAUGGUUGAGUAUUUUACUUUAUCAUUGGGCUUCCACAAAUACUGUUCUUUCGCACUUCAUUGGCAUGAUUCUGACAUUAAUGCUGUUGAGAUCAGUGACUCUGUCACAACCACCUCCUGACUCAGUCACCCCCAGGGCCACAUAGAUUCUCUCCUAUCAGAAGUUGAUUGGCAAGCUGUGGAAAUGAUUUAAUGCCGUUUGACUUCAAAAUGUCUGGGCACUGUCUUCUAUGUGCCAUAUCAAGUAGUGGAACAAGCAGUUACUACAUCACUUCGAAGGAGCAGGGGAAAUUGCCAAGCGUGUUCUCAUGUUACAGCUUUGGAGCAAUGCUGCCCAAUACCACAGAUGAUGGAGAUAUAUUGUGGGUUGUUGGUGGUGCAAACCCUUAUGGAUGCGUUCCCCAAGCGUGUUCUCAUGUUACAGCUUUGGAGUAAUGCUGGCCAAUACCACAGAUGAUGGAGAUAUAUCAUGGGUUGUCGGUGGUGCGGAACCCCUUAUGGAUGCGCGUAUGGUGAAAAGAGUGGUAAUGAAAUGGGUGGUUCUUUGGCAGUGGGGCACCCCAUUGUAUGCCAUGCAUCCAUUUCAUAAGAGUGUCCUUGUUGAAUGCUUUGAUCGACAGCAUCAACGUGCAGUAAUCCCUGUUGGAGGGAUGUAUGGCGUCCAAAGCCUACAUACAUAUUCCGUCUGCUUUUACUCUCUGAUGUGGAAUAUUUGUAUUACCAGUACGGAGGGGAAUGGUGGGACUGCAGAGAAGAGUUUUGCAGUCUUCCUUUUUUUGAGGGUGUGGCCAGGAUGGAUGGUCAUGUGCUCCAAAUGGUUGCUGUGAAUGCAAGUGAUGAUAUUGGCUGCACAUGAUUCGGCAAUUCCAGAAGAGUUGGGUUGAAAACAGAGAUGUCGCCAAAUUUCUUUUUCUGCAUUUUGUCCUUACCAAUCAGGCUGGUCCUUUUAAUGCCAGGCGAGUCCGUGAGGAGAAGAGCGGAGAAAAAUUUAGGAUGAGAAGAGAAUAGGAAAUGUAGGAUGGAGAGAAAUGUAGGAGAAAAAGAGGAGAGGCAUAAGAAUGAUGAGAGAACUCCUGAUCUCCUCAGAGCAGCUUGUUGCCAGAUGAAAGAACAACAGUGGCAAGAGUGUCUGCAUCACUUUUUUUGCUAAAAUGCCGGUUCGUGGGAUAUUUGCCCACAAAUUUGUAAGAUGAAUUC
Chara braunii is the source of this 1252-nucleotide messenger RNA. NCBI's taxonomy places the organism in Eukaryota, Viridiplantae, Streptophyta, Charophyceae, Charales, Characeae. The record is from the annotation of a GenBank genome assembly.